This is a messenger RNA of Didymodactylos carnosus, 1689 nucleotides long. NCBI's taxonomy places the organism in Eukaryota, Metazoa, Rotifera, Eurotatoria, Philodinida, Philodinidae. The record is from the annotation of a GenBank genome assembly.
AUGCACUGCCCCAUAAAACACAGACCAAAUGGUUUUGAUACAAUGCAGAUUGUUGUAGGAAUAAGGCUGAUGCGCCGUGUGUAUAAUGAUCCGUCGUUUCGAAAUAUGACGAACGCUGAAUAUGUUAUUCAACCAACCGAUGAAACCGAAUCCGUUGGACCAACUUCGGAUACGUCGCUUUUGUCAAACAAUGUUCAUGACGUUUUGAUGAGCAAUGCAGGUCUUGGACGAUUUCAUAUUUGGCUAACAAUUGUGUGUGGUUUAGCGAAUGCAAGCGAUGCAAUCGAAGUUAUAUGUGUUAGUUUUCUAUUGCCAUCAGCCGAAUGUGCGUUGUCCUUGGAUGCGACAAAAAAAGGCUAUUUAAAUGCAUCUAUUUUCAUAGGAAUGCUCAUUGGUGGUUACAUUUGGAGUAUUAUUGCUGAUACAUUUGGUCGUCGUUCUACUUUGAUUACGUCAUUAAUAGUAAAUGCAAUAUUUGGUGGUGUUUCAAGUAUAGCACCAAGCUAUGGAUUAUUCAUAUCAUGCAGAUUUUUGUCGGGUAUAGGAUAUUAUAUACUGUGGAUGUGGUUACCAGAACUAUAUGAUCGUUUUGAACAAUCAGAUGGUCAAAAAUCAGUUUGUUCUUUAAAAAAACAUAAUUUGACAAAUGGUUCAUCAAUUAUACAUUGUAAACCAGCAACAAAUGUAUUUAUAAAUAGUUUUAUUACAAGUACUGCUAAUUUACCAGGAAAUAUUCUGACUAUUAUUUUUAUUGAUCGAUUUGGACGAAAGUUGUUUCUAGGUUCAAGUUUAUUGUUAUCGGGAAUAUCUGUAUUUCUUAUAUUAUUUAUUAAAACACGAUUAGAAAUUAUAUUAUUAAUGUGUUUAUUCAGUAGUGUAUCAUCAAUUGCCUUUAAUGCUCUUGAUUGUAUUGGAACAGAAAUGUUUCCACAAAAUAUUCGAUCAUCAGCUAUUGGACUUGGCACCGUAUUUUCUCGACUAGCGGCAAUCAUUGGAAAUAUUCUAUUUGUGAAUAAUUUGUCACCAACAAUGGUUAAAAACUAUGCUGACACAUUUGAUGAUACUAAUCCUAAUAAUGAUGAAUUGAAAGAAUUAUGUUUAUUAUUUGAUAAUGAAAGAAAAAACAUGCAUCAAUUAGCCGAAAAGUAUAAACAAUUUGGUCAUUCGGUAGUUGAAGAAAUGGGACAGAAAAUUGCUGUGUAUCAAACAAAAUUGUCAGAAUUAGAAAUAAGACAGACAAAACUAAUACAAGAAAAUGAAUAUUUAAAAAAUAUUGUCAAUCGCAUCCCAAACAAAGACUUUCAAAAAAAAUGUGAUGUAUCCACUCAAACGCCCUACAAACAUCAUGUCAAUUUUUCCGAUACCAUUACGCCAAUUGAAUUGAAUGAUAAAACAAUCUACGAUCGUUUAACACAUUCAACAGAAUUAUUAUCGGAAACAAAUUGUAAACAUAAAUUGUUUAAAAAUUUAUCAACAAGUGAUCAUGAUGAUCCAUUACAACAACAAGUUAGCCUUCAAAAUAUGGCUGAUGCUAUCAAGAUAGCAGAAGUUUAUGAAACAAUUGACUUUAUGCAAGAAGAUGAUGAUGAACAUUUACAAUCUAAAAAAGAUCUAUUAAAAGAAUUUUGUAAUCUCAUUUGGAAACAUCUCGAAGAACGAUCAAAACCGAAAAGUAGUUGUUUAAUUUAA